CCAAUCAGGAGCUCAGCAGCGGAAGGCGGGGCCGGACGAGGUGAGGGGGGUCCCGGAGCUCAGAGCAGAAGGAAGAAACUCGUUCGUGUUCAUCUGUCUCCACUCACCUCCACUUCGGAUUGUGUUCUCCUCUCUCCGUUCGCCAUGGCCUAUCCGGGAUAUGGAGGUGGGUAUGGAGGUUACACUGGUCAAAUGCCUGGAAUGCAGAUGCAAAUGGGACAGCCAAUGCCAGGAACAGUACCAAAUAUGCCUCAUGGUGGAUACUCUGGAUACUCAGCAUAUUCUGGUUAUUCAGCAAAUGAUCCUAUGUGGACUUACUUCACUGCUAUUGCUGGACAGGAUGGUGAAGUGGAUGCUGAAGAACUUCAAAGAUGUUUAACACAGUCUGGGAUUAGUGGAACUUAUUCUCCAUUCAGCUUGGAAACCUGCAGAAUUAUGAUCUCCAUGUUGGAUAGGGAUUUCACAGGAAAAAUGGGAUUUAAUGAAUUCAAGGAACUUUGGGCAGUUCUUAAUGCCUGGAAGCAGAACUUUAUGAUGAUUGACCAAGACCGAAGUGGGACAGUUGAACUUCAUGAAUUGAGUCAAGUCAUUGCAGCUAUGGGUUAUAGGUUAAGUCCUCAGACUUUAACUGCCAUUGUAAAGCGUUAUAGUAAGAAUGGCAGAAUCUUCUUUGAUGAUUAUGUUGCUUGCUGUGUGAAGCUCAGAGCAUUGACAGAUUUCUUUAGGAGAAGAGACAGCAUGCAACAAGGUUUUGUGAACUUUGUAUAUGAUGAUUUUUUGCAGGGUACUAUGGCCAUAUGAGUGCCCAACUGAUUAAUGUUAAGGGAGAGAGACUAUCCUGUGAAUUCUUCCACUCAGAAAGAACUAUAAUUGAACCUGUUGUCAACCCAAGCUCUUCUGGACUUCUCUUUGUUCCUGCCUGUUAUCUAUAUAACUGUUUUAAUCUUAGUGCACAGUUCAGAGCAAUAAAAAUUGUUUUGUUUAUGAUGUCAUAAUUUGAGAAAGUAUUACUGCAUAUUUUUCAAUCUGUGUAAUGUGAAAUAAUAUGAUUAAUGAAAAGUAAAGACCAAGCAUGAAAAUUAUCUUUUUAUCUUUACAGUUUUCGAUGAGUUUGGCUUUAGAAUAUAUUUAACCAGAAUGAUAAAUUGAAGAAUGUUUAAGUAAAAAGUCUAAAACUUAAAAAUAAACUUUUUUUCUUCAGUUUAUAAACAUUAUAUAUAAACAUUAGCAAAUAAAUGAAAAGGAACUGAGUUUUUGUACCCAUAUUUGUUGAUCAUGUAAUUAGGAAACAAAAACCUAAUUUUACCUAAUGGGGAAAAAACAGAAGUAAUAGUCUGAUGAUUAGUUUCCUAAGAAUUACCACCAUGUUUUCUUAUGUGAACCAAGAGACCUAAGUUUUUUGGAAGUGUUUUUUUUUUUUUCUUUACUUUUUUCUUUUGGACUUUUUGCUAAUAUUUUCCCAUCUAUUUCAUUUGUUUAUUUUAGUGACAAACUAUAAUUCACAGUUUUAUUUGACCUCCUCAUUUUUAUUAGUGAAAGUAAAACCUUAAAGCUUGAAGUUAAGAGAUUGAGGCUUUUAUGUCCCCAGAUCUGUAAUGAAAUUACUUUGAAUGGAAAUGUCAACAUUUAUUAUUUACUGUAAAUUUUACAGUGUGCCAAAAUAAUGAUUGAAAUUUUAAAAGAAAUCAGCCACCAGUUGUUUUGUUUAAACAAUGUUUUUAAAAAAUAACUUUGAUUUACUUGAGUGAAUUGUUCCGCAUUAGUCUAGCAAGAGACAUUUUAAUUGUUUUGUACUCUGUACAAAUCAGUCUGAGGCACUAUUAAGAACUUAGAACUUCACUUAGAACUCCAUAUUAUUAUCAUGUUGUAAUAACUGAAUAAUUGACUCCUUUUGGCCUACCAUAAAUAGAUAAAUUAACUGUGGGGAGAUAUUUUGUUUUAUUUAGCCUUGUAUGGUGAUAAAAACAAAGUACUGGGAAUCAGGAAAUCUGAAUUCUAGUCCCAUCACUACCAGUAGCUAGUCACAGCUUCAGUGGGAACAGUUUCCUUAUUUGUAACCUGAAGGUGUUGAGCUAUACUACCUUUAAGGUCCCAUUUAUCUCUUAAGUUUGUAGCUCUUUUACUUCAUAGACAUUUCCAAUUUUAUUUUAAACAUUUCAAGGAACUUGAAAAUAGAAAAAGACUAAUAUAUUACUUGAAAACCUUCUGAAGGGUUAAUGAUAUUGUAUAACAUGAGAACAUAGUUAACAUGUGGUAUAUGAGCUAAGUGAUAUGCAUUUUUUCUCUAGUUUUCCAAAAAGUAAUUUAACAUUUAAAGUUAGAAUAGUUUAGGAGAAAUAACAAUUAUCCAUUUAAAGUGUGAGGGCAGAUGGCAGCAUAUUGAUAAAAAAACUUUCAUAGCACAAAUAGACAUUUGAAUCAACAUUCACUUUUAUAAUUUCUGAAAAGUAAAGUAUAGCCAAUUUGACAUUGCUAGUCUACAGUAACUGGUUGCCUUUAAAUUUCAGUAAGUAAUAUGUAUAUUUUUAAACUUGAAUGUUUAAAGAGGACUUAUCUGGAAACCAUGCACAGUCUGUAAAUUCUCUCUACUCCUAUAAAUACCUUCCCCCUCUUAAAUACUGCCUACUCCCUUCAACUGUUCAUCUGCUUUCAUAUGACAACAGUUUGUCAGUGUGGGAAGAAGUUGACUGAGCCGUAGUAAAAUAUAUUUUUUUGGUUUAGACUUUAUAGAAAAAAAUCAUAAUCUGUAGCUAACAGUAGAGGUAAGGACUAGAUCUGUUAUUCCAUUGCUAGAAGGAAGAUGAAUUUCCCUUUCCCAAUGCAGGUAUGCAUCCUCUCAACAACUGACAGUCUUAAGGAAUUGCCAAGACACAGAGAGGUAAGGGACUUAAACAGAUAUUAUAUGUGAAAGGGAGAAAUUGAGCCCAAAUGUUCUUGGCUUCAAGGCCUACUGUUUACCCACUACGCCAGAGUUGCCAAACUGGCAGCCUGAAAACUCUGUAAUGAUACCUGAAACAGAUUAAAAUGUAAUUUGGAAGUGUUUAAUAAAAUCAAUAAAAUAUAGUAAACUACAACAUAUAGAUAACAUUAGUUUGUGGUUUUCUAAGUCAAUAUGCGUCCCACAGGAAUCAUUUCUGUUUGAGUUUGAUACAACUGCACUAUACUAUGCUGCCUCUCUAUUAUAGCUAAUUAUUAUUGGUAACUAAUUUGCUAAAUUUAAACUUUUUUUUAAUUGAGUAUGAUAAUCUAUAUCUCUCUUUUUUUAAGAUAUGUACUCGGAAGUCCCAGUGCAUUUUGCACAUGGUGAUCAAAGGUUGAAGUAAAAACUUAGAACUACAUUAAAAUCACCAAGUUCAUUGUUUGACAAAUACUUCAUUUGUAGUUUUCAUAUGUGUUUAAUUUUUCUUUUAAAUUGAUUUUGCUCAGUGUUUUUGAUAUUAAAUACAGCCAACUUUUGAGGUUUUUACUCUUUUUGUGUUAUAGUAAUGGUGAGGUUCUUACUCUUUUUGUGUUAUAGUAAUUUCAAGAAUAUUAUAAAAUACCCAAAUUAGUGACUUAAAAAAUUAAAUAGUUGUAUAUAGACAUUGCUAUGUGCUCAUGACUGGAUUAUAAGUAUGGUUGAUUGAUUUUGUGAAGUCAGUCCUGUUAUAAGUCUUGUUUGUAUUAAUAUAUUGAAUAAUUUACACUGUCAAUGUACAAGUGCUUUUAUUUGUACAGUAAACAAUGGUCCAAGUCAUCUUAAGAAUUUUUUUUUUUUUAGAAAUAAACAUCCAAAUAGCUUUCUGUAAAGUUUUGCAUUAUACAAAAUCUGUUAACAUACAUAUUAUGAGAUGCUACAGUACAUAAAAACAGUGCAGUAGUUCUUCUAAUACUAAAAAACUGCCAGAUUAUGAAUGUCAGGCAUUGCAAUUCUAUGUUAAGAUGACAACAUAGAUAUUUUCAUUUCCAAUGAUAAGGAAGUAUGGAACCAUCUUAAUGGGCAGCCUUAAUUUUGUCCAUCUCAAACUUAAUGCCAAGGAAUUGGAUUGUGCUUUUUCAAACUUCAUAAGCAUGCAUUCAGCAAGCAAAGUAGCACAAAAUCAAAAGUGAAUUUAUGAACUAUGAAUAUUUGCCCACAUGUAUUUGUAUUUGUAGAAGGCAUUUUCCCCAUGUAAUAAAUGGAUGGGAUUCAUUGUGAUUAAUACGUUGUGCAUCAUUUAAAAAUACUAAAAUUAAUUUUUGUGAUUAUUCUUUAAGUGAAAUAGAGAAACCAAAUGAAAUGUAAUCUUGCAUGUUGUUACUCAGAUUAAUUAAACUUUAAUAAAUUACUUGUAAGAAACUAGA
Messenger RNA from Sarcophilus harrisii (Tasmanian devil), 4323 nucleotides. RefSeq names its product grancalcin (gene GCA). The transcript has 8 exons. The record is from RefSeq and is a predicted model, not a curated record. NCBI's taxonomy places the organism in Eukaryota, Metazoa, Chordata, Mammalia, Dasyuromorphia, Dasyuridae. Gene Ontology annotation, molecular function: calcium ion binding. Bases 145 to 801 code for a protein of 218 amino acids.